Molecule: messenger RNA, 4656 nt
Organism: Thamnophis elegans (Western terrestrial garter snake)
Lineage: Eukaryota; Metazoa; Chordata; Lepidosauria; Squamata; Natricidae
Product: zinc finger protein 883-like
Exons: 6
Coding region: 1478-3835 (785 amino acids)
Biological process (GO): regulation of transcription by RNA polymerase II
Molecular function (GO): RNA polymerase II cis-regulatory region sequence-specific DNA binding; DNA-binding transcription factor activity, RNA polymerase II-specific
Source: RefSeq, a predicted model, not a curated record
ACCUGUAGAAGCCAUUCUUCUGAGCUCUAUUUUUUUUUUUGAGAAAUAGCUUUGGGGGAGGUUUUCUUUAUCUUUUCAACCUUCACGUAAAUCUAUUUUCCCGUAGUUUGGGCAGAAGAUGAGCUUCAAAGAGUUCUGUGCAGAAAGGAAGAGCUGGGAGUGCCAUUUGGGAUGGGGAUACAGCUGCCCAAUCCCCACUCAUCAUUCACAGAUGAAUGGAAUAGGAAUAGAAUAGAAUAAGAGAGUUGGAAGGCACCUUGGAGGUUUUCUGGUCCAAUCCCCUGCUCAGCAGGAGACCUUCUCCCAUUUCAGACAAAUGGUUGUCCAGUGUCUUCUUAAAAAAUCCCAGUGUUGGAGAACUCACAAUUACUAGAGGCAAAUUGUUCCCCUACUUAAUUAUUCUCUGUCAGGAAAUUUCUCCUUAGUUCUAGGUUGCUUCUCUCCUUGAUUAGUUUCCAUCAGUUACUUCUUGUCCUGCUUUCAGGUGCUUUGGAGAAUAGGUUGAACCCCUCUUUUUUGUGAUAGGAAAUUUAAUUGCUUCUUUUUAUAUCUUUUCAGGAGGAAGGACUCCCCAAGGGUAAAGCAGAGUUACCUCAAAACCUGUGGCCCUUUUCUCCCCUCAGCAUUGUCAGCGAUACAUCUUCUGACAAUCUUUGCCUCUCAAACCCCGUCAGGAUUCCUAUGUUUCUUCCGAGGGGGUGUGAGUUCUCCUUCCUGCCCCCCAACUUCUAGCGUCACCCUUCGAAUGAAGCUUCGGAUCCUACCCGCCUCCCCUCCGUCUCCUUUGAGCGGGUGGAAAGCCGCUCGGUCUGAGGGAACUGCGGGAAGCGCAGGUCCCUCAGCCAAAAGUAGAAAUGAGCCAGGAUGAAAAAACUAAGGGGAAAAACUCCCAAUAAUUGGGGAGGAGGUGGUGGAAACGGACGGACGGACGGACGACUCCAGCAGCCUAACAACCGCAGACCUCUCUGUCGCGCCUCCCUCACGGACGGAAUCCGCCGCUCGAUCUGAGGGAAGCGCAGACACCGCGUCAAAAAACAACUUCGCGUGAGCAACGGACAGUAGUCUCCACAGCAACCGCAGCCGCCUUCAACCACGCUGCUCUCCCAUUGGCCAACGUUCUUCCCCACGGGCCAAUCGCGGCGCCGCCGCGGAAGGCACGCGCCUUCGCGAAGAAGUGGUCCGCCGACCGAUCGUGGGGCUGGCCCGGUCGGCUGCCUCUCCUUGGUGUGGGCGGAGCCGGAAGCAGGAGCUCCUCUCUCAGAGCUUUUGAGCGGGCGACUGCCGCUGGUUGGAAUAAGAAGCAAUUUCAUCCUCUGAAGGUUUUUCUUACACAAGAGACAAAAAGAAUAGAGCAGCAAAGAUGAAUGAAUGACACUUAAAUUUCUCAUCGGAGUUUUUAUGACAUUCCAGUUCCCUGAACGAAAGAAGCUUUGAAGACUUUCACUCAUUGGAGGGUGCAGUUGAGCUCAGAGGGAACAUGAACCCAGGAAAACCAUCUUGGGAAGGACUGGCACUUUGUGAUCCUCUUCAGGAGAGCAGUGCAAUAGACCAAAAAAAGGCAGGACAGAGGAUUCAGAGUGAAAAAACAAUUACUUUCUGCGCAAAGAGACAACCCUUCAGGGAGCUCCACUAUCAGGAUGCUGAGGGUCCCCGAGGAAUCUGCAGCCGCCUCCACCAUCUUUGCAAUCAAUGGCUGAACCCAGAAAAACAUACAAAAGCCCAGAUGCUGGAUUUAAUAGUCCUGGAGCAGUUCCUGGCCAUUCUGCCACUGGAGAUGGAGAACUGGGUGCGGGAAUGUGGAGCCGAGACCAGUCCCCAGGCAGUGGCUCUGGCUGAAGGCUUCCUCCUGAGUCAGACAGGGGAGAAGGAGCAAGGAGAGUUGCCGAUAGAGAUGUCCAUUCAGAAUUUGAUGGCUGAGCAUCUUAAGGCAAGAAGUGAGCAGUUAAAUCCUUGUCAGAACAAUUCAGUUGGGGAAAUUUCUCCAAAGGAUCUGAAUCGAGACAUGUCACCAGGGGCAGAGAACAGAGAACAGUUGGUGGUAAGAGAAACAUCUCUUUCCAAUGAAGCAGAAGCAAACGUUGGGUUUACAGCACAGGGUUCCGUAUCCUUUGAGGAGUUGUCCAUUUACUUCACCGAGGAGGAGUGGGGUUUGCUAGAUUGUGAUCAGAAAGCUCUGCAUGGAGAGGUCAUGCUGGAGAUGUCUAAGAAUGUGGCUUCUCUGGCAGGCAGUAAACAGAAGAAUGAGAUUUAUCAGGAAUCAGAAGAGACACCAAUACAGAUUCUAAAAGUUGAAGUGGGAGAAGAGAAUCAAUGGCAACCAAAAAGUGAAGAUGGAGUCCAGCUGAAUGAUCAAAGGGGGGAAAAUCCUCCUUUAUCUCUGAAAAUCUAUGAUUUGCUGGCCCAAGAAAAUCUUAAUAGAGAAGGGAUGGGACAGUAUUCAGGCUGUGAUGAAGUAUUUGAAGAACAAUCAAUCUUCAGUAACCCAUGUGGAUGGAGACAGAAAGGGAACAGGUAUAAUCAGAACUGCACUCCUCAUUGGAGAGAUGAGAUGGGGGGAAAAACUUUUGAAUGUAAGGACUAUGAAAACAAAUUGAAUUACUCCAGUAACCUUAUUUCUCAUCCAAGGAAACACAUGGGUGAGAAUCCAUAUAAAUGUAUAGUGUGUGGAAAGAGCUUCACAAGGAACGAUAAACUUACCACCCAUAUAAGAAUUCAUACAGGGGAAAAACCAUAUAAAUGCACAGAGUGUGGAAAGAGCUUCACGAGGAACGACAUACUUAUUUCCCAUAAAAGGAUCCACAUGAAAGAGAAACCAUACAAAUGCAUGGAAUGUGGAAAGAGUUACAGUCACUCCAAAAGCCUUAUAUCUCAUGAAAUUAUACACAAAGGGGAAAAACCAUAUAAAUGCAUGGAAUGUGGAAAGAGUUUUAGCCAGUGCAGUAGCCUUAUCUAUCAUAAAAGGAUCCACACAGGGGAGAAGCCGUACCAGUGUAUGGAGUGUGGAAAAAGUUUCACAAGGAAUGAUACAUUGAUUUCCCAUAGACGAAUUCACACAGGGGAGAAGCCAUUUAAAUGCUUAGAAUGUGGAAAGAGCUACAGUCACUCCAGAAGCCUUAUUUCUCAUGAAACAAUCCACAAAAGGGAGAAACCCUAUCAGUGCUUGGAAUGUGGAAAGAGCUUCAGCCGAUGCAAUAGCCUUACCUCUCACAAAAGGAUCCACACAGGAGAGAAACCGUAUAAAUGCAUGGAAUGUGGAAAAAGCUUCAAUCACUCCAGUAACCUUAGAACCCACAAAAGUAUUCACAGAGGAGAAAAACCACAUAAAUGCCUGGAGUGUGGAAAGAGCUUCACAAGGAGCACAGAUCUUACCUCCCAUAAAAGGAUCCACACGGGAGAGAAACCCUAUAAGUGUAUGGAAUGUGGAAAGAGCUUCACUCAUUCCAAUACCCUUACUUCUCAUAAAACCAUCCACACUGGGGAGAAAUCAUAUAAAUGUACCGAGUGUGGAAAGAGCUUCAGUACAAACAGUUCUUUAACAUCCCACAAAAGGAUCCAUACAGGGGAGAAACCAUAUAAAUGCAUGGACUGUGGAAAGAGUUUCAGAACAAGCAGUUAUCUUACUUACCACAAAAGAAUUCACACGGGGGAAAAACCCUACCAAUGCCUAGAGUGUGGGAAAAGGUUUAAUCAUCCCAGCACCCUUGCUUCCCAUAAAACAAUCCACACAAGGGAGAAACAAUAUAAAUGCCUAGAAUGUGGAAUGUGUUUUACACAGAGUUGUCACCUUACUUCCCACAAAAGAGCCACAAUGGGAUUUAACUAUAUAAAUGCUUAAAAUGGGGUGAGACCUUUCAUCUUCGUCACUUGCAUGGAAAAAACAAGUGCUUCAAUGAGAAUAUUCUUGUUACUUGAUCUUAAAGAUAGAUGACCACAUAAGUUAGAAAGAGAAAUAUUCCUCCCCUGAGGUUACAGAUAGUCCUUGACUUACAAUGGUUCAUUUAAUAACCGUUUGAAGUUACAAUGGUACUGAAUAGGGGGAUUUAUGUCCGUUUUUCAGAUCACUGUUGCAGCAUCCCCAUGGUCAUUUGGAUGCUUGGCAGCUAGUUGAUACUUAUGAUGGUUAUGAUGAUACUUAUGAUACUUAUGAUGAUUGCAGUGACCUAAGAUCACAUGAUCAACUUUUGCAAACUUUUGACAAGCCAAGUCAAUAGGGAAGCCAUGUUCAUUUAACAACCAUGUUACUAGCUUAACAACUGGAAUGAUUCAUUUAAACUCUUCCAAAAAAAGUUGUAAAAUGGAGCAGAACUUUGCUUAAUAAUUGUCUCACUUAGCAAUAUAAAUGUUGGUCGUAAGUUGAAAACUACAUGUAUAUGGUCCUUGAUGAUAAGCAGUAUUCAACCAUUCAGACUGUAGGUCCGGGGUUGGGAGAAAUCUACAUUUGAAUUUCUUUCUCUUAUCAACGUAAGUCUACACUAUAUAUUUAUUCUCUUGUAUUUUUAAUAAUUUUCCUUGCAAUGUUAGGGCUGAUGAUCAACCCUAUCAGAGGCCUUGGGAGCUAUACCCAGAUUUCCCAAGUGUCCACUAAGGUGGUAAUUAUGCAGUUUGAGCUUUCUUUUUUUAUAUAUAUAUAUUUUUUUUUAUUACAUAGACAACACA